This is a messenger RNA of Lentinula edodes (shiitake mushroom), 1280 nucleotides long. Its product is annotated as oxaloacetate carrier. Lineage: Eukaryota; Fungi; Basidiomycota; Agaricomycetes; Agaricales; Omphalotaceae. Bases 132 to 1109 code for a protein of 325 amino acids. The transcript is spliced from 11 exons. The record is from RefSeq and is a predicted model, not a curated record.
AAAGGAAGAACUUGAAGCACGUGAAAGCGCGAAUGGCCGACUUCAAGUUCAGCAACUCGCGAUUGAAGUCACUGAACGUACUAAACCUGUACUAAAUUUCGAACGAACUACAUUGGGACUCUUUCAACGGCAUGUCAUCCUCUUCAAAGCCUGAGCCCCAGGUGGUCGCAGGAAAACUAUCAACGGCAGAAGGAUUUAUUCUCGGAGGCAUUGCGGCCUGUAUUGCGGUUACCAUAUCCAACCCAGCAGAGGUCAUUAAGACGCGUCUGCAACUACAAGGGGAAUUAGCCAAAGAGGGAGCAAUCCGGGUAUAUCAGCAUGCACCAGAUGCUUUUGUCAAGACUUGGAAAAAUGAGGGAAUCAAAGGACUGCAGAGAGGUCUUGGACCAGCUUAUAUGUAUCAAAUACUUCUGAACGGAUCUCGCCUCGGAUUCUAUGAACCUUUUCGACGAGGGAUAAAUGAACUUGUCGGCCGAUCGUCCGAAGAACAGAUCCCAAUUACUUCCGUGUUGGCAGGAGCUUCCAGCGGGGCUGUAGGAGCUUCCCUUGGAAAUCCCCUUUUCUUGAUAAAAGCACGUAUGCAGGCCUACUCGCCUGCCUUACCCGUUGGUGCACAACACUACUAUAAGAACUCAUUCGAUGCGCUGUCAACAAUCUUUCGAGCGGAACGCUUCCGCGGACUCGUCCGAGGUAUUGAUGCUGCUAUUUUGAGAACUUCCAUGGGAUCCUCUGUACAACUACCAAGCUACAACUUCACGAAAUACCAACUUGUAAAACGCGGUAUCCUACCAGAUAAUAGUGCCUGGACAUUUUUAGCGAGUAGCUUUGUCUCAGGAGCUUGUGUCUGUGUUGUAAUGCAGCCUGCGGACACCGCACUGACUCGGAUGUACAACCAACCAACCAUUCGAAACGCAGAGGGAAAAAUUGUUGGUGCCUUGUAUAAAAACCCUAUAGAUUGCCUAUGGAAGACGUUUAAGACUGAAGGUGUACGUGGAUGGUACAAAGGAUCCACCGCACAUUUUCUACGCAUCGCACCACAUACAAUUGUGACUUUGACGGCCAAUGACCUCAUUAUCAACCUCUACAAGAAAGUUCGGGAUCGUCGCUGAUAUCACUAUAGAUGAGUUAUGGAUACAUAAUGGUCAUCAAGUGUCAUUCUACUAGUAUCACUUGGAUUAAUGUGAUUAUAGCCAGGGAAGGAAGCACGUGCCAGCGAGAGAGAUGAAAGGUAGAAUGGCGACAUAAAAUAUUUCAUGGAGUAGUUUUCUGGUAGGUUCCUU